ACACUCCACACAGAACUUAAUUAAGCAUGCCUAGUCUUUCUAUUCUUACCAAAGCCACAUUCCACCUAUAGCUUAAAAGCUUCAGCCUCAAAAGCCUUUUUUUGCGUCAUGUCCACCUGCAUCUCUUCCCACUUUCAAACCUUUUCAAAUUUGAGUUGAGUGGAGUGGCUUGAGCAUCCACAACAAAAUCCUACUCUUUUGAAUUUCCAACUUAUUCAUCAUGGCCUACAUAGCUGAACCAUCUCCUUAUAGUUCAAGGAGAAGAGAUGAGUCAGAGUUCAAUUUGAGAGAAUGGGGAGUGAAAUCUCGAAUCAGCCGUGAGAACACCAAAUCAAGAAGGUUCUCAGGAUCUUACAUGAGAAACAUUAGAGAAGACACAAGGUCUUUUAGAUCAAACGCAACCAUUUCUAGCACUGCUUCUUCACCUGGUUAUCCCUUUAAAGAUGAAAUUGAUCCUUCAACAUAUUCUUUCACCAAUGCUCUUAAAGCAUUGCAAGCAAGGGUGACCUAUAACAGUUGGGAAUGCUUAUCUCCAGAUGGGUUUGCUUUAAAUUCCAAGUGGAAUGAAGCAGAGAGGUACAUAUGCAAUCCACUCUCAGGGGAGGUACCAAUGGAGUGUUUAUCUGCAAAAACUCUCCGUGCAAGAUCAUUUAGAAACUCAUCAAACAGAGUCACCAUGUCUGCUCCUCUAGUUUAUUCUUCAAGACACAUACAAACAAAGCCUUCAACUUACACACAAGAAGAUGUGGCUAUUCAAUUUCCAAUUCCAGAAAAGAAGAGACGGGGAAGGACAAGAGAUGUGGGUACUCAAAGCACACCUACCUAUCUCAGUUCAAGUAGUCCAAGCCCUGCUUCAACUCCAUCCAUCAUAGAGAGAUCAAAAACUGUAGCAACAGACUCACCUAAUUCAAAUGCCAAAACAAAAUCUGAAGAAGAGGUUGAGGUGAAAGAUAACGAAACAUGGGAGACAGGAGAAAAUAACGAGUGGAGGAAGGAAGAGGAGCAACAAUGCAAGCAAGGUGGUGGUUGCUUUUCAUGGAUGAUGGUGAUGAAGAAAAAAAGGCAGAGAGAGAGAAAAAAAGACAAAGAAGGAAGAACAUCUUUCUCAAUCACUUCAAAGGGUUGUUAAAGAAAAAGUGAUAAAGGGAGUAGUACAUGCAUGAUGGGGUUGAGAUUCUCUUUCAUCACUUCCAUUGUCUUUCACUUCAGCAAUUUUUUUCUUUUACAGUGCUUUACCUGAAAUAGAAAAGUUAAGAGCAAUUGCAAUUAUGAAGAGACGGACUAUGAUGAGUGUGUUUGUAUGACACCAAGAUUCUCUCAUAGAAAAGUGUCACAUGAUAUUUAGAUGUUUGAAUUUGGUGUCUAUCUCCCACUUCAUAUAUAUAUUGAUGAAUAGGUAGAUCUCUAUAUUUAUAAAAAGAGAUAUAAAUACAAAAUUUUGCAUGACAUUGAGAUGGUUCUUAUUCAUGUGUGUCAUCUUUGUCUAUGUCUGUAUCUCUAAUCUAUGUAUAGAGUGGUCCAUUUUUUGUUAAAUGGUGAGUGAUGGUAUAUGUUGAGUUCCU
This is a messenger RNA of Lotus japonicus, 1562 nucleotides long. RefSeq lists its product as uncharacterized. The transcript has 5 exons. The coding region runs from base 221 to 1129 and encodes 302 amino acids. The record is from RefSeq and is a predicted model, not a curated record. NCBI's taxonomy places the organism in Eukaryota, Viridiplantae, Streptophyta, Magnoliopsida, Fabales, Fabaceae.